CCUCUUUUACGGUCAGCCAAACCUGCGACCGGCCACCUCACUUCACUCCCAUCGCAUUCACAUUCUCCAUCGUAUAGUGGGCGCAUAUAUGGGGUAAUCAAUCCGCGAUGACAGAGGAUACAGGGCUUAAUAGUGAACUACCAACUCACUUCUCUCAGUCACUCUCAAAUACAUUCACUACUGUCCCUUACCGCCGAGCGCAAGUUACGCGCUCAUAGAAAUGCGCUGAUGGGUAGUUCUCAAAAUACUAAUAACGGCAAUGCCGGACAGUCUGAAAAAAUUAUUGAGAACUCUUCACCCAAACCUCUACGAUACCUUCAGAUCUUCCUAUUAUUCGUCAAAAUGGCUGUAGAUAUGCUUAGUCCGCGUAGAAGCGGAGCACUCGACUUCCAGAAUUCCAUGAAAUUUCACGCCAGCGCGGACGAUUUUAAAGCGAAUGAAAAAUUACUAGAGAAAAGGAAGGACGAUGAAGAUAAAUUUUACGACAAAUCUGCAUCCUCAAAGGGGUCAGGUGGAAAUCCCCGAACACGUUUUCCUGAGAAUCAUUUCUCCCGAAAUGUAGACACCAUCGACAAGACACAGCUAUUGAAAACUGCACGAAUAAUGCCUAAGGGCGCACACCUUCAUCUCCAUUUUAAUUCAACCCUCCCACCCGGGUUUCUCCUGACUAUAGCGAAGGGGAUGAAAAACAUGUACAUCUCGAGUCCAACUCACAAGCUACGGUCCAAAGACGACUUUAGGGAUUGUGAAAUUGUGUUCACUCUUCGCCCUCUUGGGGAGGUACUAGAAGGUCUAAGUGAGGACCCCGUAUCUCGAGGACGAGAACUAGUUGAGAAGGACAAAAGAGGCCCAAAUAUUUUCCACGACGACUACGAGCCACGCCAAUUGAUGCGUUUUCAAUAUUUUCUUACUGCCUGGAACGAAGAGCAGGAGGUUAGACAGAGACCUCUAUCGCGAAAUGGGGAGCAAAUAGGUUCAGCCGAACCUACAGUUUGGGAUAUGAGUAUGGAUUGUGACAAGUGGCUGAUUAGUAAACUCAUCUUCAGCAAAGAGGAUAUCGACCUAAUAUUCAACCCCACGGAUAAGGCAUCAAAUCAAACGCAGGAAUCACAGGCGGCAAAAGAAGAACAACCAAGACGACCACAAGCCGAGGAAGCAAAGUGGCCCAAGGAUAUUGAAACAAAAUUCCAGCAAAGUCCAUACAAAGAUGACCGCAAGAGAGCAAUAAGAGCAUGGGAAAAAUUCAACGGCCGCACCAGGAUGAUGAAAGGUCUAUUUAACUAUGAAAAGGCAUUCAGAGCAUAUACCAGAAAGUGCUUAGAGGAAUUCGUGACUGAAAACGUCCAGUACGCCGAAAUCCGGCCAAAUUUCAUGAAGAGCAAUCAAGUCCUACAAGACGAUGGAGCAGGAAGCUUUGACAACUUUGGCUUGAUGGAAAUUAUUAUCGACGAAUACAAGACCUUCAUGAAAGAUAUCGGAGACAUGGAUGAGAAUGGGAAUAUCAUAAAAUCCGAUGGCCAUAUACCUUCUCUCGGUGGAAUGAAGGUUAUUUACUGUACACCUCGGUCCUUCUCAAAAGAGAUGGUGCGAGAAUCGUUAAAGGAGUGCAUAAAGAUGAAGAAGCAGUGGUCAGAAUAUAUUGCCGGAUUCGAUCUAGUAGGUGAAGAAGCUUACGAUAAGCAAUACCCACUCAGAUACUUUGAAGAAGAGUUCACGCAAUUUCAGAAGAAUUGCCAGGAAGAAGGGGUUAAGAUUCCAUUCUUAUUCCAUUGCGGUGAAACCCCCGACGAUAUCGAAGGCAACCUCGAAUGCGCGCUUAGGCUCGGUGCUAAACGGAUUGGACAUGGCUAUGCGUUGCCUGAAAAGCCAGAAGUUAUGAAGGAAAUGAAAGCCAACAAGGUUUGCGUCGAGGCUUGCCCUAUAUCGAACAUGAUACUUGGACUGGUGGAGCGCAUGGACGAGCAUCGAAUUUACGAGUUGCUUGCUUAUGGAAUACACUGCUCCCUAAACAGCGACAACGGUACUCUUUUCAGAUCUACCCUAUCACACGAUUUUUACGAAGUCAUGGUAGGAAACCGAGAAAUGAAUUUGUUCGGUUGGCGCCAACUUGCGAAAUGGAGUAUUGACCACUCUUGUUUGAGCGACGAUGAGCGUAAACGAAUUAUAGUUGAGUGGGAAAGGCGAUGGAAGCACGAGUUCAUCCCUGAGAUACUCGGGAAGCAAGUCCGCCCGAUAAGACUCGACAGACUCGAAAAAGCCGAGGAGAUCCGGCAGGCGCGAGAAAGGCAGUUUCAAUCAAGCUUAACGACAGAUGUACCUAUAUAAGGUAUGUUAUGCAUUAGGAUACUAAACAGGCGCCUCUUUUCCCCGGUUUGGAGUCCAGGUGUUGGGGUGGAUAUCGGGGGUCAUGAUUUGAUGAUACCACAUGAAUGAAAUGAACUAGGUGGUGAAUUCAUUCUACGCUUGGAGUUCGGAGCAGACGUGAUACUCUCACUCAUGUAUGGUGGGUAGUCCGUAUCUAGGUAGUUUUAGAACGUUUUUCUUUGAUGGAAUUGCGCAUUCUAGCAGAAAGCGACUCAGAUAGGUAGAAAUCUAUUAGCAGAAGUUGAUCGUGUGUCUUUUCGAGAAUGCUGGUGUGGCUCGCUUUCCCUUUUAUAGUGGUCUAUCUGCGGUAAAGAUCGUCAUGUCAGAGUAUGAGGCAAAGGGCUGCCUCCAAACAGUAAGACAACGUCGAAUAGAAGUAGGUAAAACCUAU
This is a messenger RNA of Hypoxylon trugodes, 2755 nucleotides long. RefSeq names its product Metallo-dependent hydrolase. Lineage: Eukaryota; Fungi; Ascomycota; Sordariomycetes; Xylariales; Hypoxylaceae. The coding region runs from base 229 to 2325 and encodes 698 amino acids. Gene Ontology annotation, biological process: adenosine catabolic process; inosine biosynthetic process. The transcript has 3 exons. The record is from RefSeq and is a predicted model, not a curated record. Gene Ontology annotation, molecular function: adenosine deaminase activity.